Molecule: messenger RNA, 529 nt
Organism: Paramecium pentaurelia
Lineage: Eukaryota; Ciliophora; Oligohymenophorea; Peniculida; Parameciidae
Source: the annotation of a GenBank genome assembly
AUGGAUAUUUCAGCAAAAGCAUCGUUUACUAUUUUCAAGAAAAAACGAACGAACAUUUAGACAAUUGAAUCAACCGAACCUACUUCGAAGAGACAAAUUUCACCAUAGCAUAAUUAGCGUUUCUUUCAAUCAAAUUUUUCAUCUAAAGGUAAUAAAGACAUUUAUAAUAGCCAUGAUUACAAACAUUAAUAAAGAAAAAUAAAGAAUCAAAUAAUUACUUGAAGAAAAUGUGAAGUUGUUAGAGUAAUGCUCUGAGAAGGAUUUAUAAAUUGGAAGAUUAUAAGCUAAAAUUUAGAAAAAUGUAGAUUUAAGAACUUAAAGAGUCUAAACUCUAAAUAAUUUAUAAACAAUUGAAAAAAAGAACUAUUUCUUCGAUAACUAAAACCCAUAAAAUAUUUCAGACUUACAAUAAAAUGAAGAUAAAUAACUUUUCACUUUUUAUAGUCCAAAACAAAAAUAAAAUUCAUAAGUAUUCAAACUCCCUAAAGUUUUCAGAGCAUUUCCUUAGUAAAAUAAAUAUUUUAUAUGA